Molecule: messenger RNA, 1697 nt
Organism: Megalobrama amblycephala (Wuchang bream)
Lineage: Eukaryota; Metazoa; Chordata; Actinopteri; Cypriniformes; Xenocyprididae
Gene: tmem134
Product: transmembrane protein 134
Exons: 8
Coding region: 241-867 (208 amino acids)
Source: RefSeq, a predicted model, not a curated record
CCGCUGCUUUUGUCUGUUUAGAGUCGACCCACAAAAAAGAAGCAGCUGUUAGUAGCAAAGUUUAGGUUAAAGUUUUCCGCCGGCCAGUAAACAAUACAUUUAAACAGAUUUACUAACCUUGUAUUCCUUGGAAGUGAUCUAAGGACCAUGGCAGACAGAUCUUUGUGUAACUGAUGAGGAUCAACAGUAAUGGACAUGCUUGCCGGUUAACAUCCAGUCAAUGUCUGAGGGCCUGUAGCUAUGGGGACACCGUUCACAAUUGAUGACGCAUUUGUCCUGGAGGGGGAGGAGGAGGAGGAAGGUGUGGUGCCUGGAGAGGAUGUGGGGGAAUGGAAGGGGAGAGAGAAGGACGGUGGGGGAGAGAUGACAUUUGGACCUCUCUCUUUUGCCAAAGCGCAAUCCCAUCCGUCUGGAUCCGCUGGCACUCCCGAACACAGUAAUCUGAAAUAUCAGAACCUGGAAAAUGAAGAUGCUUUAGGUGGCACUGUGAACUCUUCUUUCAACAACUUCUUCAAAAUCAGUGAUCCUGCUACUCUGUCCUACUGCAGCUCUCAGUGGUCAUUCAGCACACUCAGCUCAGUCACACAGCUGUCUGCUCACUGCUGCGGGUGGACGUCACACCCACUAGUGAAGAAGAACAGACGAGUCGUUCUCGCAUCGUUCCUCCUCUUAAUCACUGGAGUUGCUUUGAUCUUUACAGGCAUUGUCAUACAGUUAAACCCUCACGCAGGUGUUUCAAGUGCAAUUUUCUUCGUUCCUGGAUUUCUUCUCUUCAUUCCUGGUGUGUAUCAUGUGAUCUAUAUAAGCUGUGCAGUUCGGGGACGAAGAGGAUUCAAGUUCUUUUAUUUGCCGUACUUUGAGAAGUAAACUGUUUCUCUUCACAUUAUCCAGACGGUGGUCUGGAUUGCCUAUCAUUUCACACCACCCUCCCCCCCCAAAAAAAAAAAAUGAAGUGAGGGGAUGACCUAUUUUUACAACCUCAGUUACUAGUGGUUUUCUAAACAAUUUCUUAAUUUUUGUAAAAGCCUAAAAGCCAGUCUGUAUACAGGUCUAAGUAUAACUUCUACAGAAAAAAAAAAUGCAUCAGCAAAGCUUUAACUGUGAUUUAGAAUGUCACGCACAACAAUAUAGUCUUACUUCAUAAGAAGACACAGACUGUAUUAAAACAUCUAAGUUCAUAGAAUUUGCCUUUUAUAUUAGCUUUGCUCCACUCUUGUUAUAUGUCCUUAGUUCAGUAAAACAUACUUGGAUUUCAGCAAGGAGCAUUAUACUAAGCUUGUUAUGUACAAAGUUUUGUUAUAAAUGGAGCACCAUUAAUAACAUUAAAUGCACACCACUAGCCUUGUACAGUAAAAAAAAUGAAAUCAUAGACAAAAUGAAUGACAUGAAGAAUGAAAAUCUCAGUCUAAGAAAACCAAGAAUGCAUUUUAUCAUUUAUGCCACUGCAUACUAAGCAGUCUGAAUUGUAAAUCAUUUUCACUUAUCUUCUGUCUAUUGUAAAAUUAAGCAAGAUACAGCAACCAAAGUGAUUUGCUUUUCUACUGCACAUUCAUCUUUUUAACUAGUACCACUAACACUUUGAACCACUGUUUUUAGUGUACAUCAUACAAAUGAGUUUUGAAGAGAUUUUGUAUUGUUUAAUGUUUUUUAAUCAUCAAGACACUACAAUAAAAACUGUUUUUAUAUUUGCUUUUAAA